UUGGGCUCUGACGUCAUUUGGCAACUGAGCUGUCAGUGACUGCAAGUGUUUGUUUUGGAUGUUGAUUAAACACCUGGGAUUUAGCGGGAUUAAUACUCCAUCCAUGAGCAAAGUUUUGAGAACAUCGUCGGACCCCUCUAAGUUUAGGUAAGCUAAGCCAGUGACAAAGUGGAAAAUCGCUACAAGUGGUCGAUAGGGAGGCACGCGCAAAGGAUACCUUCACCUGGUUGUUGCGCACGGAACGGAAAGAGACAGGUGGCCGUUAGACUUCAGUAUCUGACGCAGAGAAGUUCCGAUUUCUUGAACUCUGAAUUUCUCGGGUUUAGCUACCACUGAAAUGUCUUCUCCCGGUAAGUCCGGUUGCGCUUCGCACCCCGUGGUUAAGCUCGCUCGAACCAAGAGCAAGAAGAAGCAUUUUGUGCAUCAGAAGGUGGAAGUCUUCCGGGCAAGCAAUCCAGUCCUGAGUGUUUUCAUGUGGGGCGUCAAUCACGCGAUAAAUGACCUGUCCCAGAUACCUGUUCCUGUCAUGUUACUGCCAGACGACUUCAAAGCCAACACCAAGAUCAAAGUGAACAACCAUUUCUUCAACAAGGAAAACCUCCCCGGCCACUUCAAGUUCAAGGAGUACUGCCCACAGGUCUUUCGAAACCUCAGAGAGCGAUUUGGCAUCGAAGAUUUGGACUACCAGGCAUCCCUGGUGCGUAGCCCCCCAGUACAGGACCCAGACUCCCAGGAGGAGGGUCUGCUGCUCUCCUCCUAUGACCGAACCCUCAUCAUCAAGCAGAUCUCCAGCGAGGAGGUGGCGGACAUGCUCAACAUUCUCUCUGAGUACCACGAGCACAUAGUGACCUGUCAUGGCAGCACGCUGCUCCCUCAGUUCCUGGGCCUGUACCGCAUCACGGUGGACAGCGAGGACACCUACCUCAUGGUCAUGAGGAACAUGUUCAGCCACAGGCUCAUGGUCCACAGGAAGUACGACCUCAAGGGCUCAUUGGUGUCACGUGAAGCAAGUGAUAAGGAGAAGGGGAAAGAGCUGCCCACAUACAAAGAUGUGGAUUUCCGUAACAACAUGCAGAAGGUGUUUGUGAGCAAGGAGCAGAAGGAGAAGAUGAUGGAGAAGCUGAACAGAGAUGUAGAGUUCCUGGUGCGGUUAAGGAUCAUGGACUACAGCAUGCUUCUGGGGAUCCAUGACGUCGUCCGGUGUGAGCGAGAGGAGGAAGAGCCGGACGACUCCUCCUUUGAGGAGGGAGAAGAGACGCAGAACGGCAUUCCCUUCGCGCCACCUGCCCAGCCACCCCCAGUGGGGGGCUCGUACGGCACCUCCCCCGAGGGCAUCGCUGGGUACAUGAACUCUUUCAAGCCCUUCGGCCCUGGGGAGUUUGACCCCUACGUAGACGUCUACGCCAUUCAGAGUGAUGUUGGGGCUCCCCAGAGGGAGGUGUAUUUCAUGGGUCUGAUUGAUGUGCUGACACACUAUGACACCAAGAAGAAAGCAGCGCAUGCUGCAAAAACAGUCAAACAUGGGGCUGGGGCCGAGAUCUCCACUGUCCACCCUGAGCAGUAUGCCAAACGCUUCCGGGAAUUCAUCGCCAACAUUUUUGCCUGAGCUCUUCAAUCUCACAUCGCAUCGCAUUGUUGUAUUCUCCUGCUGCCUACAAAAAUUACUUUAUUUAUUGACUGAAAAUGAAUGCUUAUUCAUAUCAUGCGUUACAUAAAAUGUGUGAUUCAUCUGCUGUAGUGUCAAUGUCCACUGAACACCUCUGUAGAAUUGUGCAAGGAUGGAUUGCAAUUGAUAAUUUAAACUUUAAUGUUAUUGACAUGUUUAUGGUUUCAAAACACACUAUGUGCUGUAAUGCUGUAUGCUGCAAUGUGCUGUUUGUUUGUAAGUAAGGUAAUAUUGAAGAUUCACCUGUUUUCUGUUGACAUAGGAAGACUAGGCACCGACUUGGUGUUAGGGUUAGGGUUACGGUACUGAUACAUGCCAGCGAAGUCUUCCAUUAAUUCUGGUUGGAGAAACGCCUGUCUGGCGUUUGUGACAUAGACGAGUGUAUUGGGUGAAGAGUGAAGCUUCAUCCUAAACAAAUGAGGAGCACAUUUCACUGGCGGCAGCCAAUCAGAUAGUUUGUUGUCUUCUCUGACAGUUUGUGUCUCUGACUAUGGGGUUGUUUUGUCAUUUGAUUUGCUAAAAACCACCUUGGAGGGUCUUGUAAGGGAUUGUUGUUGUUCCUGGUUCGUUAGAUGUUUAAUCCUGGGCUUACUUUAACAGAAUGAGAGUUCAGAUAUACAGUAAAGACAAGGGACUGGAUAGUCUACUAGCUGGCUGGCUUGCUAAAUAGAUUGCUAGUUCAGUCUGUCACACCAUUUCCACACGCCACGACAAACCCGCUCAAAGUGUAGUGAGUUUUAUAGAGUUCUAGUGAGUGUUCCACUUCCCUGGCAUGUAUCGGUACCGUGGUUAGGGUAAGGUGGCGGUUAUGACAAGGGCUUGAGGAUAGGCUAGUCUGAAGUGAGGAUACGGCUCAGGUGAUGUCUGUGCUUUUGGUGACAGUCAGGUUAUGAGAGUCAUGUCGUGGUGAGAUGUAUUUAUAAUAUAUCAAUGAUUUACUGAGUGUUUGAAGAUAUCUGUAAUAAAAAAAAUAAAAGGUUA
Molecule: messenger RNA, 2647 nt
Organism: Clupea harengus (Atlantic herring)
Lineage: Eukaryota; Metazoa; Chordata; Actinopteri; Clupeiformes; Clupeidae
Gene: pip4k2cb
Product: phosphatidylinositol-5-phosphate 4-kinase, type II, gamma b
Biological process (GO): phosphatidylinositol phosphate biosynthetic process
Cellular component (GO): plasma membrane
Molecular function (GO): 1-phosphatidylinositol-5-phosphate 4-kinase activity; 1-phosphatidylinositol-4-phosphate 5-kinase activity
Source: RefSeq, a predicted model, not a curated record